Messenger RNA from Acanthoscelides obtectus, 2604 nucleotides. NCBI's taxonomy places the organism in Eukaryota, Metazoa, Arthropoda, Insecta, Coleoptera, Chrysomelidae. The record is from the annotation of a GenBank genome assembly.
GGCGUAUGAGUACUGGCUGAAUGACUUGUACCUAAAUUACCGAGAACCGAUACCUAUCAACUCUAAUCCAGGAAUGGUGUUUCCACCCAGAAAAUUCACUACCAUUUUGGAUGUGGCCAGAUUCACUUCAAGAUUGAUCGACGCAGCAAUGGAUCAUAAAGAAAUACUGGACAAGAGGGCGCUACCUAUCGAAAGAGCAACAUCAAGGGAACCAGGUCAACCACUUUGCAUGGCUCAAUACUACAGGAUACUAGGAGCAUCAAGGCUUCCUGGCAGAAAGAGAGACUCUCAAUAUGUUACUCCUACACCGCAGAAAGGUGACAAACCACCAGACUCAGAACAUAUCAUAGUCAUUUGUAGAAGCCAGUUGUAUUGUGUUCCUGUUAGAGCAGCCGAUAGAGGACGACUGACGGAAGACGAAAUCUGUUCUCAAAUUCUCUAUAUCCUAGACGAUGCUCCGUGUCUAUCCAACAUUCCGCCAGUUGGACUUCUCACAGGCUGGAAAAGAUCUCUAUGGGCUGAGGCAAGAGAAGACUUGAUGAAAGAUGAUAAGAAUAAGAGGACCUUAGAGCUGAUCACAAAGUCACUGUUGGUGGUGUGUUUGGACGAAGCUUUGCCUAGCACGUUUAAUUGCAGGUUACAAAGAGGUGUGUGUGGCAAAGGGCAUACAGCAGGCAUCCGAGACGAGACCAACCUCUUCCACCAAAUGCUCCAUGGAGGAGGAAUAGGACUCAACUCUGCCAACCGCUGGUUCGACAAGACCAUCCAACUCAUAAUCUCAGGCGACGGAGCUUGCGGCCUGUGCUACGAACAUUCCAACGCAGAAGGAGUCGCAGUGAUCCAAUUGGUGGAGAAGCUGUGGAACCAUGCCGAUUCACUAGAUCAGAACAGCGAGGUGCCGGCCAGUUCACAUCUGCCUCCACCAGAAAAGUUGGAGUGGGUCUUGGAACCUAGUGAUCGGCAGAGGAUUGAGGAUGCGGGGCAGGUCUUGGAGAAUCUUAUCAAGGAUCUAGAUUUUCAGGUGUUCAGGUUCACAGGGUACGGCAAAGAAUUUAUCAAAUCAUGUAAGGUCAGCCCAGAUGUUUACAUUCAACUGGCCCUGCAGCUGGCUUACUACAGAUUGUACGGAAAGCUUACGGCGACCUACGAAAGCGCUUCUACCAGAAGAUUCAGACUAGGAAGGGUAGACUGCAUCCGGUCAGCGACACCUGAAGCAUUAGCAUGGGUGCAAGCUAUGUCACAACCCAAAGAGGACGACGAAAUGGGCAAUAAGAAGGUGACUUUUCACCUUGUAAGCGACGAGAAGAAGCACCUACUAUGGAACGAAGCUGUGAUCGCCCAAACACAAGAAAUGGUAGACAACAUCUUAGGGCUGGGUAUUGACAUCCACCUUCUAGGGCUGAGAGAAGCAGCAAGGGAAACUUCCCCAACAGCUGCUUCGCCAUUGCCAGAGAUCUUUUUGGAUCCUUCCUAUCGCUUAGCCAACAAGUUCCUACUCAGCACUAGUCAGGUUGCUACAACUACAGAUAGUUUCAUGGGAUAUGGUCCCGUAGAACCAGAUGGUUACGGCGCAUCGUACAAUCCGAAGAAAGAAAGUAUCAUAUUCUGUCUUUCAGCAUUUUGGUCCUCAGAAGUCACCAGCACAUCAAGAUUUGCACAAAGCUUAGAAGAAAGCUUGAACAUUAUGCAAAGCUUGUUAACUAGACCGCCCACAUAGUAAUUUGACGGCAGUUCAGGUAUUAACUACAGAUAGCAUUUAACAAUUGUUUAGAGAAGUGAUCUGUUGAUCGGUCAAAGUAAAAGAAGGUAGACUAGAUUCAAUUAAGGAGAUGAAGUGCUUGAAAAUAUCUUAGUACUCCUUCAGAAAACAUCAAGAAUUUGGGAGACUUCUUUCUGAAAUUGAAACAAGAUACUCCUUUUACUUUUGUUGAAAGUAAAAGUACAAUACGUCCUAUGUCCAACUUGGCAAAAUCUAUCAAACAGUAAUUGAGCACAAUUGACCACAUAGCUAACACAUCUUUUAACAAUUCUGUUGGUUUUACCGAGACAUGAAUGUGUAGUAAAAAGGUUAGUUCAUUUGGCUACAUAAACAGAAUAAUUAUAAAGAACUUAGAGUAAGUAAAUUCAAGUCAUAUGAACCUAAAGUGGCAUGUUUUACUGUUGAAGAAUCAGACCUAAGAAUCUAGUAGGAGUGUUUGAUCGAAAAUUAUGACUCAAGUAUUCCUUCACCUUUGACCUUUCCUUGUAUUGCCUCAAUUAUAUGCUAUGAGUCGUAAACGACGACUUUAUAGAUUAAGAUAUUUUCAAGCCUUCAUUUUAGUUUAACAUAUGAAUUAGUAUAAACGUAAUAGUGAAAUUGGCUGUAGACAUCAAUGUGUUAUUGUUGCACGAAAGAAAUAUAAAAUGUUUUGUAUGUAUACUCACAAAGAGAUUAUAGUUACUCGUUGUUCAUUAUUGAGAGAUUAUCUGUUCUUAUUGGAUUUCCGUUUGUUUGAGCAGCUUAUCAUCUCAUGUGUCAUAUAUGGUAACAAAGGUUUAAUCCAUAUAAUUAUACAUAUACUUUGGAGAGGAUGCAAUUACAAGGGAUAUGUUUGUCACCACAAA